GCAUACAGAGACAGGAAGCAGGCGGAGUGCAGGGAACAGUCUGUCAAUGAACUGUAGCAGACGACCACUUUAAGAAGCCAGAAGCCUGAACGAGCUGCGGGUGUGCCACGGUGGCAUGCACUGCAAGACACGGCAGGUAGGCGGCAGCAGAGCGACAACUCGCAGCAUGACAAGGAACAGUGUAAAUAAAGGAAUAGUUACUGUAAGAAAGGAAAAACUCAUUCAGUGCAGUCAUGAAAAAAAACAUGCUGCCUUACUCAAUUACUAAAUACUCAUGUAGUACUCAUGUUUAAUUGGAUUUAUGAAAAGAUAUACUAGCACUGCACAGGUGCUGUACUUUAUGGUCCAUAAGAAUACAACAGCAAAAUCUAGGAGGUCACAUGCAUCCAGACAUUUUGUGGUGAAUAUUAUCGAUCCUAUCCAGGAGUGCUCAAAAAUCUUUAAGCGUAACAACGGUAGAGCAACCAGGUCAGUUUAGCUUCCUACGAUAUCAUCAAAAUCUAAACUAACUAGUUUGGCCAGAAGGGUGUGUAGGAAGUCAUGCACUGUCAUCUGUGUGUGUGUGUGUGUGUGUGUGCGCGUAUGCAUGUGAAGAGUGAUCUUGUAACACGGGAGUAUACCUAAAGUGUCAAAGAACAAGGAAAAUUUUUCAAUACUUACUUUUUUAAAAUUUUUUGGCACUAAUUCCUAAAUUUUUUGUAGCUUUACCAUGGAUUGACAGCAACAGAGGGGUCAGUGAGUUAGGUCGAAGCACAUUUAAAUCACAUGGAGGUAGAAAAUGAUUGUCCUUCCAACGGACUACCUUGCCUCUGCGAGGCUGCUGCCAUCCGCCGCAGCCUUGAGGUUUCCCUUCUCGGCUGCAGUUAAAUACAGCAUCCUGGGUUUGUCAGUCUCUCUUCUCCUGGUCGCACUGGGCAUUUUAGCCUGGCAGGCCUUUAAGUGCUUGAAACGCCCACGCACUACCACUGCCCGGCAUGAAGCAGUGAAUGGUGAGUUGCUAAACUUGGAUGACGUAUCUCAAACUGGACAAAACAAAGGGAUCCCAAUUAUUAAGGUGGAGGAUGUUGAUGCAGACAUCUUAUCUCAGACCUCCUUGAGAUCCAGCCAGGCAGCAGCGGAAGAUAAAGUUAACGGAUGGCUCCACUACUCUGUCUACUAUGACCAGCAGCAGCGCCAGCUAGUGGUUACAGUCUUGGAGCUAGAGGGGCUUCAGCACCAAAGCCAGAUAAGCAGCCUCCAGCUUUUUGUCCAACUGAAGCUGCUGUGGAAAGGAUCUGAAAAGGAGGAGCGUUGCAUUAAAGAUGGGGAUGAAGGGACACCACUUCCCCUGUGCACAGUGCUGCAGGACUUCCAGACUCGCAUUGUGAAGGGCACCUGUAACCCUUUGUUUGGGGACCAGUUCAGCUGUAUUCUGCAUGAUGAAAAGGAGCUGAAUCACAUUCACCUUAGGAUGGAGGUAAGAGACUAUGAUAAAUACUCCAGGCACAAAGCAUUGGGAGAGGUGAGGACAUCUCUAGGACAAUUCAAUAUUUCUUACCCUCUGGAGCUAAAGGGAAAACUUCACAGUCCCAGGAAGGAUCUUGUAGGAGAGGUGCUUUUGUCACUUAAGUUUCUGCCAACCUCUCAGAGACUUGAGGUUGGAGUGUUAAAGGUUCGAACAGUCCACAAGGAGCUACACGUGGAUGCAGCCCUGUAUGCCAGGAUCAGUGUGCAUUGCAACCGGUCCAAGUUGAAGUACCAGAAAACCUCCGCAAUGAAACCUGGGACGGUGACCGUUUUCAAUGAGGUUCUUGUAUUCUCCUUACCAGAUUUUGGUCUGCAAGAGUGUAAAAUUUUGGUCUCUAUUUUUGAGACUCACUCAAGUAGGAAGCCAUCCAAACACCUGAUUGGACAGCUGGCGGUGAAGAAGGACAAACAUUCAGAAGACAAGCAUUGGGGUCUUAUGAUCCGCUCAGCCCGCCAGCCAAUAGCAAUGUGGCAUGCUCUAGUUAUCUGAUUUACUGUAUGUCUCAACUUCUUCUGCACCUCCUGGAUGCCAUGAUUAUAUUGUACAUCACAUGGGUGGGGCUGAUACACACAUUUAUUUUACUGGAAACCACUAUGAACACAUUUGUCCUUCCCAGUAAUGCUCUUAGCUUGGAAACAAUCAACAACAACAACAGGAAAGCCUUAAUUGUUUAUAUUCACAGUUCGACAAUCUCAUGUUUUGGUGUUAUUUUUUUAAAUGAGUAAAUGAUGUAGUCCAUACUCUAGUCCACAAUAUGAACUUCCAUUCAUUACCCUCACUGGGGUUGUGGGGUUAUGAUGGAGCUGACUUUAGGGCGAGAGGCAGGGUACCCUCUGGACUGGUCGCCAGCUACAAGUAAUCGCAGACAAUAUGAAUCUCUGUUUUAUUUGACAACCCUUUGCUGCCACCUAGGGGCUCAACAGUUUAUACCUAUUACUUCUAGACUUGAAUCAAUAUUGAUAUGAUGAUUUUAUUUGCUGUUUUCAGCACGACAUUUUGCACUUUUUGAGUUACAUACUUUUAAUUUUACUGUAUGUGUCACAUAAACACUAAAAAUUUAUAUUAAAAUCAAUGUAAGGAAGCCAUACCUUGCUGAGUGUUACGACAGAGAGGAACAUAACACAUUUAAGGAGGACACAGGAGGCGGGAAAAGCGAGUCACCAAAGUUUAUUGAUGCUAACUAAAAAAAAAAAAAAAAAAAGGAGUGAAACCCUUUCCCGACACCGGCCCGAACAAACAAAAGGACGGUGAGAUGAACAGGCCGACCCCAUACGGGGCCGUCAUCCUGUCACAUCCCUGCAACCCCAAACAAGAAAGCAAAUAAAUCCCGAAAACAGGACAGCCGGUCACACCAGGACAAACAAGAACUAAAAAGUAAUAAAAAAACACCAAAGCCAGCCUGCUGCUCAUUAUGCCAGCAGCCAGCACGAAGCAGCUGAGUGGCCCUGGAGCACGCCGAGGUGGGACCGAGUCGGCCACAGACGAAGUCAGCGCGCAGAGAGAGCGUGCAGAGAACACAUGCAUGUUAAGAGUAGGAUAUUAAGAAUGAGUAUGAUUACCUUUGUGAAGUACAUAUUGAGUAGAGGUUCUACUGCAAGCAGAGUCGAAAAGAUAACGUUUAGGGCAGUGGUCCCCAACCCCCAGGCCGCGGCCCGGUACCGGUACCGGUCCGUGGGUCAUUUGGUACCGGGCCGCACAGAGAGAAAAAAUAAUUUCCAUUAUUUCAUUUUUUUUAUGUUUUAUUUUGAAAAGUGGCCGGAUUCUCUCUGUUACAUCCGCCUCACUUGACGCAUGUCGAUUGUGGUUGUGCUAACUUUAUAUCAUGCCUCACAGACAGACUACUACUGUAUUUUUACCAUUUUCCUUUCACCUCAUAUUUGGUCUCAAAUGCUGAUACUAUGUGGGAAUGCAUAAAGGUAAGUUCUGAUGACUUAUUGAGCGCUAAUGUGCACAUUUGUCUCAAAUUAAUUCAUGCUAGCCUUUGAUCACACACGUCAAACAGCCAUGUAAUAAUCAUCUCUGGAAAAGCUUGGCUGGAACUUGAACUGGUGGAUGGUGGGUCGGCAUUCAUUUUGUGCUUUUAAUUUGAGGUUAUUCAUGUCUUAGUUUUACACAAUACAUAAUAAAUAAGAUAAAUUAGAUCUCUAUAAUGUAAGUUAUCUGUAUCUGUAUAUGUAAUCGGAAUGGGCGGGGCAUAAACCGGAAGUGGGAGUGAUUUAACCGGAAAUGGGUGGAGCUUAAAUCAGUACAUUAUUUUAAGUCUGAAAUUGACACGGAUUGAUCAGAAGUUUGGCCGCACGGUGGCCGAGUGGUUAGCAUCUUUGGUUUGACUCUCUGCUUGGGCAUCUCUGUGUGGCGUUUGCAUGUCUCCAUCAAAAAUAAAUAGAGAUAGAUUUCAGAAAUGUAUUGUGGCAAAUAUAGGUCAUGCAAGCCUUAGUGAAGUGUGCCAACUCUUUUUUUGUCACAUUGUGGGAAGUCUGGGUACCCUGCGACUCAUUGCUGCCUCUCACAGGUCAGUCCUGGUCUUAUGCCUUUCUCUGCUUGUGAAAAGAUUCUUACAUGUGUGAUAUUCUGUGUUGGUCUUAAAGUACACCACACCCUAUAAUGGGUCACCAACACAGUGCCAGGUAGCCCGCACCCCAUGACUAUGAGGCGCUCAUGAGCCUGUUUUUUUAUUCAGGUUUUCUGUUAAUAAUGUGAGAUGUUGGGGCGAAAAAAACAUUCAGUUUGUUUGGGUUGAAAUAAUCUAUAAAAAUAAA
Messenger RNA from Dunckerocampus dactyliophorus (ringed pipefish), 4266 nucleotides. RefSeq names its product synaptotagmin XIX (gene syt19). Gene Ontology annotation, biological process: cellular response to calcium ion; calcium-ion regulated exocytosis; regulation of calcium ion-dependent exocytosis. The coding region runs from base 779 to 1996 and encodes 405 amino acids. The transcript has 9 exons. Gene Ontology annotation, cellular component: axon; synapse. Gene Ontology annotation, molecular function: SNARE binding; phosphatidylserine binding; calcium-dependent phospholipid binding. Lineage: Eukaryota; Metazoa; Chordata; Actinopteri; Syngnathiformes; Syngnathidae. The record is from RefSeq and is a predicted model, not a curated record.